AUGUAUGUUUUGCCUAACAAUAAUGUCACUGCUGUCAUUCAUGAAUUCAGCCUCCUGGGUUUCUCGUGUAGUCAAGAAGUAGAAGUUCUCCUUUUUGUUUUGUUCUCUGUCAUCUACAUCUUGACCUUGUUGGGCAACAGUGCUAUUAUCUGUGCUGUGUGGUGGAACCAGCAACUCCACACCCCUAUGUAUACUUUAUUGGCCAACUUCUCUUUCCUGGAGAUCUGCUACAUCAGUUCCAAUGUACCCAACAUGUUGCUCAACUUCCUAUCCAAGACCAAGACCAUCUCUUAUAAUGGCUGCAUCUUACAGUUCUACAUCUUCCUCUCUCUUUGUGCUACAGAACUCUUCUUUCUGGCCCUCAUGGCAUUAGAUAGGUAUGUUGCCAUCUGCCACCCACUGCACUAUUCUACCAUAAUGACUGGGAAAGUCUGUGGAACCCUUGUGUCUGCUUGCUGGGUGGGUGGCUUUCUCUGGUUGGUGACCCCAGCCAUACUUAUCUCCCAAGUUCCAUUUUGUGGUUCAAAUGUCAUUGACCACUACCUGUGUGAUCUUGGGGCAAUGCUGGCCAUAUCAUGUUUACCUGUCCCCAAGACAACUCUGACUUGUAGCAUUUUCAGUGCUGUGAUAACAUUCAUCACUUUGUUCUAUAUCCUUGUGUCCUACACACUGGUCCUUCGAGCUGUGGUUCAGGUUCCCGAAGGUUCAGGUAGGAAAAAAGCCUUCUCCACGUGUGCCUCCCACCUGAUAGUGGUGUCCCUAUUUUAUGGCUCAGUCAUGGUGAUGUAUGUAAGCCCAGGGGCAGCCAAUCAGCCUGGUAUGCAGAAGUUCUUGACCAUGUUAUACUCAAUUGCAACUCCACUUUUAAACCCUCUGAUCUACAGCCUCAGGAAUAAGGAGAUGAAAGUUGCCCUGAGGAAAGUUAUGUGUAAAGUUUAG
Molecule: messenger RNA, 939 nt
Organism: Panthera uncia (snow leopard)
Lineage: Eukaryota; Metazoa; Chordata; Mammalia; Carnivora; Felidae
Product: olfactory receptor 11H6-like
Exons: 1
Coding region: 1-939 (312 amino acids)
Biological process (GO): G protein-coupled receptor signaling pathway
Cellular component (GO): membrane
Molecular function (GO): olfactory receptor activity; G protein-coupled receptor activity
Source: RefSeq, a predicted model, not a curated record